Peronospora belbahrii is the source of this 969-nucleotide messenger RNA. The record is from the annotation of a GenBank genome assembly. NCBI's taxonomy places the organism in Eukaryota, Oomycota, Peronosporomycetes, Peronosporales, Peronosporaceae.
AUGGCCGAAUUCCAAGCCAUUAUUUUGGCUGGUGGUCGUGGCAUUCGUUUGUAUCCUUUGACAGAGGAGACACCGAAAUCACUUUUACUAGCAAAUGAGAAACCUCUUUUAUGGUAUCAAUUACAUUUGCUAGAGACGUCUGGUUUUACGGAAGUCUUGGUACUUACUGUCCGAGAUUUAUUGUCUCCUCUUCAGGAUUAUGUGACACGCGAAUUUGAUGGUAAAAUUCAUAUUGAAUUGUGUGAAGUAACGGAUAAUACCGAAACAGCCGAUGCUCUUCGAGAAGUAGCAGAUAAAAUCAAAUGUGACUUUAUUGUACUAGCUGGAGACCUCGUGACGGACGUUGUGUUACAUAACGUUGCGGAUUUUCACCGAAUGAACGAUGCAAGUGUUACGAUGUUACUUCAACAGGAAGCACCAGUCCGUAAAACCAAGGGACAAAAGCCGUGUCGUGAUAAAGAUAUGACGGACUGUAUUGCACUGGUUGAAGGUCAACGAAAUGAAGAGAAUCGUGUGAUUUUAGUGUCUCAGGCAGUGCAUAUGAAUGAAGAUUUGUACAUUGCCAAGAGUUUACUCAAACGUCGGAGUAAUUUCGUCCUGCAUACGGAUCUCUAUGAUGGACAUUUCUACAUUUUUGCCCAUUGGGUCUUGGAUUUGUUACAAGAGAAAAAAUACAUUGCAAGCAUUAAGGCUGAUCUCGUGCCUCACCUUGUGCGUCGACAAUUUCGUGGAGCCGAUGCGUUACCUAAGAGUGUCAGGGAAAAAGCGACAAGUAAACAGGAGCUUGCAGCCUCCAUGUCACUUGCAGAAGAGAAACAUGAUCCCGAGGACCUUGUGCGCUGUUUUGCUUACGUGCUACCGACGAAUGCUUACUGCGAGCGUGCCGACACAAUCCCGGCAUACCGAGCCAUGGACGAGGAAGUUGGUUCGCGUCUGCGUAUUAAGCGGUCAAGAUCCAUUUCUAAUUAA